Leptinotarsa decemlineata (Colorado potato beetle) is the source of this 897-nucleotide messenger RNA. RefSeq lists its product as uncharacterized. NCBI's taxonomy places the organism in Eukaryota, Metazoa, Arthropoda, Insecta, Coleoptera, Chrysomelidae. The record is from RefSeq and is a predicted model, not a curated record.
GUGAAGUUAUUGAAGCUCUUAUAAAGGAAAGCAAAGCUAGAGAGGGUGAAUUAGAGAAAAUCAGAAUAAGACCCAAUUUGAACUUUCUUCACAGAACAGUAUCGAACAUGGUAUCUUCCAAUAAACGCAUUUCAACAAAGCAAGAACAAAUUAAAGCCAAAGAGAAAGAAAGAAACAUUAAAUACAGGCCGAGAAGAGUUGCAGUACGUCAAAAACUCCCCAUACAGUUGAUACAAGAGAUAUUAUCUAGUAAAAUCAAUUUCGUGAAGUCCUCAGACGAGUCCGAAUGUGUUGAAAAGAAAACUACAGAAAUAAAGGAAAAAUCUCCUUUGAAUCGAAAAACGAAAACUCCUUUUCAGCUCAUGCGCGAAAUAUUGAAGAACCAAGUUGAGGGUGUAAAAGGAGAGGACACCAAGAGUUUUGGUAGAAAAAUUGACCUAUGUUCUAGUACUGAUACAUCUGAGGAGUCAUGUUCAAGUAAACCCUCGAUAAAUAACAAGGAUAUCAAAGAGGAUAUGGAGUUCACAAAAAGGAAAAGGAGGAAACACAGUAAAAACACUUCUGAGGCUACCGUUAUAGAUCUCUCUGACUCUACCAGUGAUAGUUCAGUUUGUUCUAGUGCUCCAGAUGUGAUUAGAAUAUCAGAUAGCGAUAGCAGUCACACUGAUGAUCUUAAGAAAUGUCGAAGGAAAAAGAAAAAACUCAAGUAUAGGAAAGUUUGACAGUCAUAAAUUUUUCAGUAUUUUUACUAUUGAUUCAUAGAGGACACUUUGUAUUGUCAAAAAUGAAUCAUAUUUGAUUGGUAAAUAUUAUUUAAGGUGGUAGCAAUUGGGAAAGAAACGGAAAUAUAUUUUCAUUGUUAUGAAACUAAAAUUAAAAAUGUAUUUUCUAAGAAAA